Molecule: messenger RNA, 1890 nt
Organism: Sitophilus oryzae (rice weevil)
Lineage: Eukaryota; Metazoa; Arthropoda; Insecta; Coleoptera; Curculionidae
Product: lysoplasmalogenase-like protein TMEM86A
Exons: 6
Coding region: 57-737 (226 amino acids)
Cellular component (GO): membrane
Source: RefSeq, a predicted model, not a curated record
AAGAGCUCUCUGCCAAACGACCUUUCUCAAUACCUAGUGCGAUCGACUGCAGCGUCAUGGUAACGACGCCAGGCGUCGUUGUACAGGUCCGUAGCGUAGGUAAACAUCUGCUGCCAUAUUUUGUUAGUGUCAUAGUCUACUUCUGGUGGCUUCAACCGUACGGUACUACCCCUACAAUUCCUAUUAUAUUAAGGAAAUGUGCUCCCAUUAUCAGUCUGAUGUAUUUUAUAGUUAUUGUAGGAUUCAAAAAACAAUCCGUAUAUCCAAGAAGAAUAUUCCUGGGUUUAGUAGCAGACUGUAUAGGCGACAUGCUUAUACUCUGGGAUAAACUAUUUUUACUAGCCAUGUUAGCUUUCUCAGUGGGACAUAUCAAUUACAUUAUAGCAUUCCAAUUAAUACCUUUAAAACCACGGUUGGGAUUGGUGUCCUUCUGUUUCGGCAUAGGAGCUGUCGCCCAUUUGUAUCCAGGUUUAGCGAAAACUUUUGUGGUUGGAGUUCCUAUAUAUUGUUUCCUAAUGAAUUUGAUGAUCUGGAGAGCAGCAGCACGUUUACAAACUGAUUGGACUUGGCUACAAUUGGUGACAUGUAUUGGAGCUGUGCUUUUUGGACUAUCAGAUUUUAUAAUUGGUACAAAUCAGUUCUUGGAUCCGAUACCACAUGCUCAGGUUCUUAUAAUAUCCACAUACUAUGCUGCUCAACUUGGAAUAGCUUUAAGCGUCAUGGAGCCACCAUAUUGAUAUUGACAUUGACAUUUUUAAAAUUAUAUAAAGGUAUAAAAUAUACAUAUAUUAUGUUAAUCCACGUCCGACUCAUAUAGAGUAGAAUGGUUAGUACAGUACGUAUAUUAUGUGUACGGCAUGUGUUGAUCAAAUUAUAUAAUGUACCUAUAUUAUGCACUAAAUUAGUGCAACUAUGUAAUUGUGAUAUUAAAUUAAUUUAGGUUUACAGGGUUCUUAAAAUGAUAUUAUAUUAAAUAAAAAGAAAAAAAAGACAUGUCUCUAAGGGACAGAACAAUUUACGAAAAAUGUACUUAUAUGCUAUACUUUUUUAACUUCAUUCGCGUUUGUGUGAUAGAAGACAUUUAUUUUUAACAAUUAAUUAUAUCAUCUGAUUUAGAUAAAUAUAUAUUUUUAACAAGAUGCAAAAACUACGAAGUUCGACUCACCUGAAUUUAACUGAUGUGCCACAAUUAAUUUAUUUAUUCUAAUAGAAAAAUUGUCGUCACGUCGGUGGAGUUGGAAAAUAUUAAUACUUAAGGAAAGUUUAUGUAAGGGUGGGGGUAGUUUUCAACCUUCCCGUACUUUUUCUUGAUUUUUGUCAAAGGCAAAUGUUAAAGCACUUAGCAAAACAUAGACACCUAAAAUAUCAUUCAAGUCGGAAUAACGGUUCUUAAAAUAUCUGAAAAACGUGUUUAUUUUUUUAAAGUUUGAUGCCCCCUAGCGGACAAACGCAAUUUUGCAUAGAGAUAAAUUAUCUAUAGACAGUAGAUAUAUCCUACAUUGGGACACCCUGUAUAUGGGGAUGUUUUUGGUCUUUAGGGAGUACAUACUCUAUUUUCUAUACGGUAUGUUGCAUAGUGCACGGUAAUUUUGCAUACUGUACAAUCAAACAAAAUCUUAAAAAAGACAUAAAAACUAACACUGGAUAAAUAUGAGUUUAUUAUGUCAGCUCAAUUAUUUUUUUUUUGGGAAAAAAUAGGUGUGUCUUUUGUCUUCCAACUAUUUGAAAUAGUUAUAAAUUUAGGUAGACUGCACAAAUUUUAUCUGUGAUUCUUUCUUACGUAGGUACUCAAAGAAAAUGUAAUAGCUAUAAGUUAAAAUUAAUCUAAAGUGUUAUUCUAUUUAAAAUGUUUAGUAGGUAUAAUAUGAAAAUAAAAAUUAGUUCAAUCUG